CCCGACUACUGACGAAUGUUAGCGAUCAGAUCUGAGGACUAGGGAGCCUGUGUGCGAAGUUCUAGUUCCCACGUAGAACAUUGCGUGUUGUAUUAAAUGGCUAAGUGGGGUGAGGGUGACACUCGUUGGAUUGUUGAGCAACGAGCAGAUGCAACAAAUGUUAAUAACUGGCACUGGACAGAAAAGAAUGCCCGCCAGUGGUCAAUCAACAAACUCCAAGAGUUGCUGACAGGUUUGAAGAUUGAAAAUGCGCUUGCUGUGUGCAGUAUUACAGAAGUAGAUAGAUGUGAAGGAGAUGCAGUUGCAAAUAACAGAAAGGGGAAGUUGUUAUUUUUCUAUGAAUGGGAAUUAAUAUUGAAAUGGGAAGGUCAUCUUCGUGAUGCUGAUCAUGUAAAAAUAGAAGGCACAGCAAUUAUUUCAAAUUUCAAUGAAGAACAAGAAGCUUCAGAAAUCAAUGUUGACUUGACUGUUAGCACACCCAGUCCUGAAGCUGAUAGAUUGAAAGACAUUAUCAUGAAAGAUGCAAGAGAACUUAUUAGACUUAAGUUAGCAAAUUAUAUAAAAACAUUAAAAGAGGAUUUCAGCAAAGGCAUGAUUUUGGCAAGGAAGAGUGAAGGAAUGAGUGAAACUAAGACAACAAAGACUGGUGUCACUGAAAGGUUAUCUCAAGUACUUUUUGAGAAAGUUCCAGUAUCAAAAAGUGAACAAGAAGUCAAGCAAUUAAAAACUGUCAAAACUGGAACCCUAACUAUGACAAUUAAACUACAGUGCACUAAGGAAGAAUUUUAUGGUGCUCUUACAAAUAAAGAGAUGGUGGAAGCUUUCACUAAAAGUGGUGUUAAAAUGGAUGUAGAACCUGGUGGGACGUUCGAGUUACUCAGAGGAAAUAUAAGUGGACAAUUCUUGGAGCUGGUACCCAACUCAAAGAUUUAUCAGACAUGGAGAAUCAGCAAUUGGCCUGAUGGUCAUUUCUCAACUGUUCUAAUAGAAAUAGAACAACUUUUGGAUGGCAUAGAAGUAAAACUGACUCAAGAAAGUAUUCCUGAAAGUCACUUGGAAACUAUGAAGGACAACUGGAAUCGCUACUACUGGGAUGCUAUGAGAGGAACUUUUGGGUUUGGUGCAUUCCUUGCAUGAAUAUGGUGAAUUAUGGUAAACAACUGUGGUGAAGAAAUGCUAUCUUACAAUACUGUGACCAUAUUUGACACUUGUGAUUAUUAAUACAAUUUUACUCUACUGUGAUUUUGUAUGUAACUGUGAUACACUAUUCUUUUGUCAUUUAGCUUAUGAGUAAGGUUAAGUAUUAUUGCAUUUUCUAUUAAUUGGUCUUUUAUCAUAACUUAAUUUUGAUAAACAGUAUAACAGUGUAGAAAAGACUAUUUAUUAUUUGCAAUA
Molecule: messenger RNA, 1395 nt
Organism: Schistocerca cancellata (South American locust)
Lineage: Eukaryota; Metazoa; Arthropoda; Insecta; Orthoptera; Acrididae
Product: activator of 90 kDa heat shock protein ATPase homolog 1-like
Exons: 10
Coding region: 97-1137 (346 amino acids)
Biological process (GO): positive regulation of ATP-dependent activity; protein folding
Cellular component (GO): cytosol
Molecular function (GO): protein-folding chaperone binding; ATPase activator activity
Source: RefSeq, a predicted model, not a curated record